GCGAUUCGCGACCUUUUAGUGAUUGGUGUUUAUAAUAGAGACAUUCAAAAACGUUUGUGCGAUGAAGAUGAUCUCACUGCUGCUAGGGCAGAGAAAUUGAUAAUGAAUCACGAAAUUUCUAAUAAUAGAACAAGUGUAUUGAAAGAAGAUGAUGAGCAUGACACAUCAUUAAUUGCUCAUUUGGGUAGAAAAGAGAUUCGAUCUCGUUCAAAGCAGAGAUACAGAGGUAGAAGCAGAAGUAACAAUCGUAACGUAUCCUUUUCACCUAGAGAUAAAAAAGAAGGUUACAGUGAUCGAAGAUAUGGGUUGGAUAAACCAUCAUAUGUGUGUUCUUUUUGUAAGAGAAGAGGGCACACUCGUAAAUUUUGUUAUAAAUUGCAUGGCAGAGAUAGAUACCGAGCAGAAGUCAAAUUUCUAGGUUCACCUAAAGAAAAUGCAACCGAGGGUUCAGUCGAAAAUUUUAAAAGAUCAAAGCAUGAUAAGGAAGAAGAAGAUGAUGAUGACGAUGAUAUGUCUUGUAUGAUGAUUUCCGCGGUAAAUUAUAUUAAUGAACCCUGUUAUGUUGACGUUUUAGUAGAAAACAGGAGUAUACAAAUGGAAAUUGACAGUGGGUCUGCUGAGACCGUUAUUUCAGAAGCAUUAUUUUUGAAGAGUUUUUCACAAAACAAGCUUUUACCCUGCAAUAAAAAUUUAGCAGUGAUUGAUGGCAAAAGGUUGAAGGUUCUAGGAAGGUUGAGUGUGUCAGUAGAGUUUAAAGGAAAAAGGCAACAACUUUAUCUGAUUGUACUUCGGUGUGACAACAAUUUCAUACCAUUGAUGGGUCGCACCUGGUUGGACUGCCUAUGUGCGGGAUGGAGAAAUAAUUUCUCGUUACGGAUUCAGGAACGGAAAGUUCACAAGAUUGGCAUGGAAGAUUAUAUUGAUGAGUUGAAAAAUUUCACUCGGUGGCAGAAUUGUAAUGGCACACAGGCAACAGCUAGAAGUGCCCAUUGAUUGUCAACGCAAAUCGGGUCCUGAUUUUGUUAUACAUGAAGGUAACCGGGAAACAAAUUCCAACAAACGGAGAAGAGAAGACGUUGCUGAAAUAGAGGAGCAGGAGUCCGAUCAGGAACCAGAUUUCUAUGGAUUCGCGGCUGAUUCAUUUCUUUUUGGAGAAAGAACUCCUAUCGAAGACCAAGUAAAUGAUAGGAAUACAACUAUACAAUCGAGUGUUCUCAGAAGAUCAGAUCGAAAUAUGAUUAAGAAGAGGAAGAAAGAUUUUUUGUAUUAUUAGCUCCAUAUUAGAAGUUAUUUUUAUCUAAGGCUUUGCUGUAAACACAUUGAAUUAUAAACACAGACUAACAGACAGGACACUCAAAUUAGAUUCUUCAAUCAUUUUAACUGUCAUUUCGAAUAUUCCUUUAUUUGGGACAGUACUCACAUGUGUUAUGAUGGCGCCACGUUACCCUAUCAAAAACAUCCUGUCUGUCAUCUAGACUGUGUUUAUUUUUUUCAUUUACCAACAGAGUUGCCAUUUAUACAGAAUUACCUGUAAUGUAUUGAUAUGUAUUUGCAUUUGUAUGCGAAUUUCAUGCAGGAUACAGAUUUAAUACAUAUUGCCAAAACUAUAUACAAAAUUGUGCCUACCUCUCAUCCUUCAACGCAAUACAAAAUCGAACCCGUUUAGUGGCAAUAUUUACUUGCUUCUGAUCUGCCGCCACUUAAUUUCGGGUGAAAAUUACCAACACAAUAAAAAAUAGUCUAGAUGAACAAUGUUGAGAAAAAUAAAUGGUUACCUUCCAACAUCGCUAAAAAGUUUAAUAUAUUAUUAACGUAAUAUAAUAAUUUACUGUGACGAUUCAUUUCCAAAUAUUAUGAUGAAAUCAGGCAUCCCUGCAAGCAGCUGAUCGGUGUUGACAAACGAGGGGGAACCAACUAGUAAAUUAACUUUUACAUAACACAAGGGGUGUACCGAUAGUAAAUAGUUCGCGCAGUAUAAUAUAGGUGGAACUAGUGCAUCACGAAAAAUUAUUUUUUAUAAGAAUUUACUCAUACUGUCAUGUCUGUUAGUCUGUGUUAUAAAUGUAUUCGUUUUGAAAAAAGGGAGGAGUUGUUAUGUAGGUGCUGAAGAGAUCGAAACCCAGAAGAGAGUUUCACUCUCAAGAGAGAAAUAUUAAGUUUGCUUGCCAUGUACCGAGAGUUCUGAAUUAUAAGUCAUUCGAUUACCUUACAUCAGUUAAACCAGAAGUGUUUCAGUGACGCCGAAUUUCAUAUAUUUUAUCUACAUAUUCUUUGUUCGUAACCGCCUGGCUUUGUCGGCCUUUUUGGA
This is a messenger RNA of Malaya genurostris, 2308 nucleotides long. RefSeq lists its product as uncharacterized. NCBI's taxonomy places the organism in Eukaryota, Metazoa, Arthropoda, Insecta, Diptera, Culicidae. The coding region runs from base 103 to 993 and encodes 296 amino acids. The transcript has 2 exons. The record is from RefSeq and is a predicted model, not a curated record.